CCCUUUGAUGUUUGCUUUCAGAAAAGAAAGUUCAUCUGGAAGUGUCCCUGUACAAGAGAUUUUAUCUACGCUUGGUGAAAAGAUCAACCAUAACCAAGUCAACCGGUUCAACAUAAACCGUGCUGCUGUGCUGGAUGGUGCCAUUCGGGGCUUUAAAAGAAUCUCGUUUGACCCGACACACAGGAUAAGUGUGAGAUUUUCUGACGACAAAGGAACAAGUGAAGAAGCUGUGGAUCUUGGUGGUCCAAGAAGAGAAUUUCUUCGACUGCUUACAGAAGCUCUUGCACAGUCUUCAGUGUUUGAGGGAACAGAAGGGAACCUCAACUUGGCUCUUGAUUCAUCAGCUGUCAGAGAGGACCGAUACUUUGUUAAAGGAAGGGCUAUUGCAGUAAGUCUGGUACAUGGAGGGCCUUCACCAAAUUUCUUGUCCCAAACACUGUUUGACUGCAUAGUUCAAGGGCCAGAGAAAUCUAGACCAAACCUUGGGGAAAUCGCCGACUCUGAAAUCUGUGAGAAAAUACAAAAGGUUUCAGAAUCAACAACUCUGGAGGAACUCACCCAGUCAACUGAACCUCUCCAAGACUAUCUUGCCAAUGCAGGCUGUCUGAAGCCACUGAAAAGUGUUGACGACAGGGAUAGACUUGUGGAAGAUGUCUUGAUGUUUCAAGUCAUUAAUCGAGUCCGUGGACCAUUUGAAAGGUUCAGAGAUGGGUUAAAAACGCUUGGAGUCCUGGAGCAGAUCCAGAAUCAUCCAGAAUCGUUCAGUCCAGUGAUGUGCUACAAUCCAAGGCCGCUCACCGCUGACCAGGUUGAUGGGCUGUUCCACAUCCGGUGGUCAGAGGAGGGGAGCAACCAGAAAAGAGAGGAGAGAACAGUAGUUGCUUUCUGGAGGGACUAUUUGCAAGAUGUUGAAGAGGAAGAUGGAUCAAAGAAGUUGGGGGACAUCCUAGCAUUUGCAACUGGAUCUGAUGCAGUACCACCAAUCGGCUUUUCUCCUCAACCAUCUCUUGAAUUUCUUCACCCUAGUGGUGGAGCAGCAAAGUUCCCUGUUGCCAACGCCUGCAUCAGCUGUCUUCGACUGCCGAUCUACAGCACGUACGAUUGUUUUAAGACCAACAUGGACUUUGCAAUAAGAAACACACAGGGGUUUGGCAUGCCAUUGAUGAUGAAUUUAAAGUUCAAAAGUAUAAAAUGUAACAGUAUGUAA
Molecule: messenger RNA, 1207 nt
Organism: Gadus morhua (Atlantic cod)
Lineage: Eukaryota; Metazoa; Chordata; Actinopteri; Gadiformes; Gadidae
Product: G2/M phase-specific E3 ubiquitin-protein ligase-like
Exons: 5
Coding region: 8-1207 (399 amino acids)
Biological process (GO): protein polyubiquitination; Golgi organization; membrane fusion
Cellular component (GO): cytoplasm; Golgi membrane; nucleus
Molecular function (GO): ubiquitin protein ligase activity
Source: RefSeq, a predicted model, not a curated record